Molecule: messenger RNA, 1176 nt
Organism: Iphiclides podalirius (scarce swallowtail)
Lineage: Eukaryota; Metazoa; Arthropoda; Insecta; Lepidoptera; Papilionidae
Source: the annotation of a GenBank genome assembly
AUGUCGCAACGUGAACGACGAAAUCGGGAAUGGGAUGUGCGCGCUUCGACGUUGGCUCGCAAUACCCAUAACCUGAUCAGGAGUAUCGUGGAGAAUCUCCAAGUAGAGCCCAAUCCGAGCAAGCCUUUUAUUGCCCUCUCAGUCGGUGAUCCAACAACUUUUGGCAAUCUCAAUCCCCCGGAACAAGUCAUACAAGCAGUGCGAGAAAGUGUUGAAUUACAUACGAGCCGUGGCUAUGGUCCCGCAAAAGGCCACCAGGAAGCAAGAGAGGCAGUAGUCGAAUACAGUGCCCACCAAGGCGACAUAACUCCAGAAGAUGUCAUACUUUGCAGUGGUUGUUCACACGCAAUAGAGCUGGUUAUUUCAGUCCUCGCUGACUCCGGUCAAAACAUCAUUGUGCCUAGGCCGGGAUUUAUGAUAUAUAAAACCCUCGCAGAAGGUUUAGGAAUAGUUAUAAAAUAUUAUAGAUUGUUGCCAGAUGAGCAGUGGAAGGUUGAUUUGGACGACUUAGAGAAUCAGAUCGACGAGGACACUGCAGCAAUAGUUGUGAUAAACCCAUCGAAUCCAUGUGGCUCUGUAUACAACAAAGAACAUUUAAAUGAAAUAUUAGACAUAGCUUCUAGAAAUCGAGUGCCGAUUAUAGCUGAUGAAAUAUAUGAACACUUCGUAUUUUCCGGUAAAGAGGUGCGCAAAGGUUUAGCAAAUAUAUCAUCUAGGAUACUAGGUCCUAGCACGUUGAUACAACGGGCACUGCCAGCAAUACUAAGAUAUACCCCACAGAGUUUCUUCGAUGAUGUGGUACUCUUUAUUGAGAGCCAAGCUAAACUGGCUUACGAGGAGUUACGCCGAGCACCAGGUUUACGCCCCAUCAUGCCGCAAGGAGCAAUGUACAUGAUGGUGGAAAUAAAAAUAUCGCUCUUUCCUGAAUUUAAAAACGAGUUACAAUUUGUGGAAACAAUGGUAUCAGAGCAGUCGGUGUUUUGCUUACCUGGCCGGUGCUUUGAGUACCCAAAUUAUAUGCGAAUCGUAUUGACAGUGCCCGAAGAAAUUCUUCGUGAAGCAUGCCAGAGGUUAAUAAUUUUUUGUAAAGACCACAUAAAUAUAGAAGAAAAGUGCAAACAGAUAGAGAACAAUAUCAUACCAGUGACAAAUGAAACCGAAGUAAUUUGUGAUAAU